Messenger RNA from Sphaeroforma arctica JP610, 216 nucleotides. RefSeq lists its product as hypothetical. Gene Ontology annotation, cellular component: membrane. The transcript has a single exon. The record is from RefSeq and is a predicted model, not a curated record. The annotation marks the transcript as partial. Gene Ontology annotation, molecular function: aspartic endopeptidase activity, intramembrane cleaving. Lineage: Eukaryota; Ichthyosporea; Ichthyophonida.
AUCCUAGAUAUGAUCACCCCGUGCAUAGCUCGUAAGAAUGGCCUGUGGGUGCCAUGCAUGACUCUGUGGUUGGCGUAUAAGGAUGUGGUGCUGCUGUGUAGCACAGCCGUCUUCUGCAUUGUGUGGGCGGUCUAUCGCCAUGAGGCAUGGGCAUGGCUUAUGCAAGACGUCAUGGGAGCAGCCCUGUGCAUGGCUCUGCUCUGCAACGUACAGUAA